CCCACAGUAAAAACUCUCGUGUAUUCGGCCCCGCUCCCUCUCGUUGAAUAAAGACGAACGAGUAAGAGAGACAGAGAGGCAGAUUUUCUGCAAUUCCUAGGGCUCGAAUCGCCCGCCCGGCAAUUCCUCGCCGAUCAUUUCCCGUGGAAAAUGGCGACGCCAUUGACGGGCCUUCAGCACAGGGACGGAGCUCUCUCCCUAAUGGCAGGCCCUGUAAAUUCCGUCGAUUCCUCAUCUUCUUCUCCAUCUCAGAAGCUCUGCUUGAAGAACUCCGCCUUAAAAUCCCCAAUCCUCAUCUUCCUUUUCUUUCACAAGGCCAUCCGGUCUGAGCUCGAACGCCUCCACCGGGCCGCCCUUGCGUUCGCCACCGACUGCUCCAACGGCGACAUCCGUCCGUUGUUCGACCGCUACCAUUUCCUUCGUUUGAUCUACAAGCACCACUGCAAUGCCGAGGACGAGGUUAUCUUUCCAGCUCUUGAUAUACGCGUGAAGAAUGUAGCACGGACAUAUUCACUUGAGCACAAGGGGGAAAGUGAGCUUUUUGAUCAGCUGUUUGAAUUGCUCAAUUCAAACGUGCAAAAUGAUGACAGCUUUCGGAGAGAGCUAGCGUCUUGUACAGGAGCCAUUCAAACAUCAGUUAGCCAGCACAUGUCCAAGGAAGAGGAGCAGGUCUUCCCCUUGCUUGUCGACAAGUUUACAUUCGAAGAGCAGGCUGCAUUGGUCUGGCAGUUUUUGUGCAGCAUCCCUGUGAAUAUGAUGGCAGAGUUUCUUCCAUGGCUUUCAUCAUCUAUUUCACCUGAUGAGCAUCAGGAUAUGCUGAAAUGUUUGCGCAAGGUAGUCCCAGAAGAAAAGCUUCUUCAACAGGUUAUAUUCACCUGGAUGGAGCGGAGAAAUACAGCCAGUAUUGGUAGAAGUUGUGAUGGUGAUUCUCAGAUCCAAUGCUGUAUAGAUUCUGAGGCUGGAAAAUUAAGAGAUCAAACUAAAAAAGGGCACUGUGCAUGUGAAUCUUCAAAAUUUGGUAAAAGAAAACAGGUAGAUUCAGACUGCAAUACUGCUGCUUCAAUUGGAGGGCAGCCAAUAAAUGAAAUACUGCAUUGGCAUAGUGCUAUAAGAAGAGAAUUGAAGGACAUAGCUGAAGAGGCAAGGAAGAUACAGCUUUCAGGAGAUUUCUCUGAUCUAUCAGCCUUCAAUGAGAGACUGCAAUUUAUCGCUGAAGUAUGCAUCUUUCACAGUAUUGCUGAGGACAAGGUCAUAUUCCCUGCAGUAGAUAAGGAACUCUCUUUUGCUCAGGAGCAUGCCGAAGAAGAGAGCCAAUUUAACAAUUUUAGGUGCUUGAUAGAGAGCAUUCAAAGUGCUGGAGCCAAUUCAUCUUCUGCUGAAUUUUAUACAAAGCUUUGCUCACAUGCUGAUCAAAUAAUGGACACUAUACGGAAGCACUUCCACAACGAGGAAGUUCAGGUUCUUCCUCUUGCCCGAGAGCAUUUCAGUCUAGAAAAACAGCGAGAACUUCUGUAUGAGAGCUUGUGUGUGAUGCCAUUGAAACUGGUCGAACGUGUCUUACCGUGGCUGGUAGGAUCACUAAGCGAAGAAGAAGCGAGGUCAUUUCUUCAGAAUAUGCAUUUGGCAGCUCCAACAUCUGACACUGCACUGGUCACACUUUUCUCUGGUUGGGCAUGUAAAGGUCGUCCCCAAAACGUCUCCAAAUCAGGAAGAUUCAUAUGUUUGUCUUCAAGUGCAAUCGGUGGCUGUCCAGUGAAAAGAAUGAAUGAUAUUGAAAAAGAUUCUAGCCAACCAUUCUGUGCUUGUGCUUCUCAAUUGAAUACCAAGGGAGAAUCUUCACCUGUGCAACAAGAUGAUGACAAAAGGCCAGUUAAGCGUGUCAACUUCUCAGGAUCGUGUGAAAAUAUUGAUGCUUGUAAUGAGUCAGAAACUGUAAAGAACCAAAAAAUGUCUUGUUGCAAUCAGCGCUGUUGUGUCCCAGGUUUAGGGGUGAACAGCAAUAAUUUGGGAAUAAACUCACUUGCCACUACGAAGUCUCUACGUUCCUUGUCUUACAGCUCUUCUUCUGCACCUUCUCUAAAUUCCAGCCUCUUUAUCUGGGAAACAGAUGGUAGCUCUUCUGACAUUGGCCACACACCAAGGCCGAUUGACAACAUAUUCAAAUUUCAUAAAGCCAUCCGUAAAGACUUGGAAUAUUUGGAUGUCGAGUCUGGAAAACUUACGGGUUGUGAUGAGACAUUUCUUCGACAGUUCAGUGGUAGAUUUCGGCUGUUGUGGGGCCUAUAUAGAGCCCACAGUAAUGCUGAGGAUGAGAUUGUUUUUCCAGCUUUAGAAUCCAAAGAGGCUCUUCAUAAUGUGAGCCACUCUUACACACUAGAUCACAAGCAGGAGGAGAAACUAUUUGAAGAUAUCUCAAUAGUUCUUUCCGAGCUUUCUCAGCUGCAUGAAGAUCUGAGCAGAAUCAAUCAAUCUGCUGGUGCUACUGGAAGUGGGUUUAGUUCUUCUGAUGGUCAUAGUCAUGAUCAGGUAAGGAAGUACAAUGAGCUUGCAACAAAGCUUCAAGGCAUGUGUAAAUCCAUACGUGUCACACUUGAUCAGCAUGUUUUCCGGGAAGAACUUGAGCUGUGGCCAUUGUUUGACAGCCAUUUUUCAGUGGAGGAACAGGACAAAAUUGUUGGCCGUAUAAUUGGGACUACGGGGGCAGAAGUGCUCCAAUCGAUGCUACCAUGGGUAACUUCUGUGCUUACUCACGAGGAGCAGAACAAAAUGAUGGACACUUGGAGGAAGGCAACCAAAAACACAAUGUUCAGUGAGUGGCUGAAUGAGUGGUGGGAAGGGACUCCUGUGGCAUCUUUACAGAAUGCAACGGAGAGCAGUAUUUCCCCUGAAGCUAUGGAUAUCCAAGAAAGUCUGGACCAGAGCGAUCAGAUGUUUAAGCCUGGCUGGAAGGAUAUUUUUCGGAUGAAUCAGAAUGAGCUAGAAUCAGAGAUAAGAAAGGUUUCUCGAGACUCAACACUCGAUCCACGGAGAAAGGCGUAUCUGAUUCAAAAUCUUAUGACCAGUCGCUGGAUAGCAGCUCAACAGAAGUUGCCUCAAGCAAGAACGGAAGAAACUACAAAUGGUGAAGAAGUACCUGGAUGCUCUCCAUCAUUUCGAGAUCCAGAGAAGCAAGUGUUUGGUUGUGAGCAUUACAAAAGAAAUUGCAAACUCCUUGCUGCUUGCUGUAACAAGUUAUUCGCAUGCAGGUUCUGUCAUGAUAAAGUCAGUGAUCACUCAAUGGAUAGGAAAGCAACACUAGAAAUGAUGUGCAUGCGCUGUUUGAAGAUUCAAGCCGUUGGACCGGUUUGCAAGACCCCUUCUUGUGAGGGAUUUCCAAUGGCAAAAUAUUAUUGCAAUAUCUGCAAAUUUUUUGAUGAUGAAAGGAUGGUAUACCAUUGCCCAUUUUGCAAUUUAUGCCGCCUUGGGAAGGGGCUUGGCAUCGACUUCUUCCAUUGCAUGACAUGCAAUUGUUGCCUAGGAAUGAAGUUAGUGGAGCACAAAUGCCGAGAGAAGGGACUUGAGACAAACUGCCCCAUAUGUUGUGAUUUUUUAUUCACAUCAAGUGCAGCAGUCAGAGCCCUUCCUUGUGGCCAUUUCAUGCAUUCAGCCUGCUUUCAGGCAUACACUUGCAGUCACUACACGUGCCCGAUAUGCAGCAAAUCCUUGGGAGAUAUGGCGGUUUACUUCGGUAUGCUGGACGCCUUGUUAGCUGCUGAAGAGCUCCCGGAAGAAUACAGGGACCGUUGUCAGGAUAUACUCUGCAACGACUGCGAUAAGAAGGGGACAUCCCGGUUCCACUGGUUGUACCAUAAAUGUGGUUUUUGUGGUUCCUACAAUACCCGGGUCAUCAAGACUGAGACGGUCAAUUCCAUGUGUUCCACAUCGAACUAGCACAUGUUGAUUCAGGUGUGUAAAUAUUCAUGGCCUAGCAUUUUGUAAGUAGCUCAAUGCCAACGGCUACAGGCAAUUCAUUUUUUCCUCUAGUUUUGUUGAUGGCGGUGAGUGUAGUAUAGCAACAUGAGAGAGAUGUAAUCAUCAUCAAACCUGCUGUCCACUCAACCCGCCUUCAGAUAUUCCAUCUGUUGCAUCCAUCAAUCCAGGGUCAGGUCAAACCCCGGAAGGCAAUCAUUUUGUCGGUGAGAAAUAGUGGAUUCUUUAAUCACCCCUAUUGCUCCUGCGUUCCGUGUUGCAUAUUAUAUUUUGAAAAGAUGGAGGUAUUCUUCCAAUAGUUCAAAAACUCAAACACUCCGCUCGACUCGAUGUCCAGUUGGGUUGGAUCAACUCAAAGGAUCAACUCGACUUGAUAUUCCAUUAUUAAAUUAAUAAGAACAUUUAAGUAAUAAUACCUAUUUAAUAAGCUA
Molecule: messenger RNA, 4400 nt
Organism: Magnolia sinica
Lineage: Eukaryota; Viridiplantae; Streptophyta; Magnoliopsida; Magnoliales; Magnoliaceae
Product: zinc finger protein BRUTUS-like
Exons: 14
Coding region: 151-3930 (1259 amino acids)
Biological process (GO): ubiquitin-dependent protein catabolic process; protein ubiquitination
Cellular component (GO): nucleus
Molecular function (GO): ubiquitin protein ligase activity; zinc ion binding
Source: RefSeq, a predicted model, not a curated record